This is a messenger RNA of Suillus fuscotomentosus, 2463 nucleotides long. Its product is annotated as cation efflux protein. The record is from RefSeq and is a predicted model, not a curated record. Gene Ontology annotation, molecular function: zinc ion transmembrane transporter activity. Gene Ontology annotation, cellular component: Golgi apparatus; membrane. The transcript is spliced from 13 exons. Gene Ontology annotation, biological process: transmembrane transport; zinc ion transport; intracellular zinc ion homeostasis. Lineage: Eukaryota; Fungi; Basidiomycota; Agaricomycetes; Boletales; Suillaceae. The coding region runs from base 1 to 2463 and encodes 820 amino acids.
AUGUCACCCCCAGAUGCCCGAACACGUCGAAAAAUCAGCUUGAAACCGGCCAGAGUGCUGACUGGAUCAAUCAGCAAUAGACUCAUACCAAUCAUACUACCCUCCAAUGUCAUCUUCGUGCUGUCGCUCUAUGCAGCAAAAGAGCUACUUCUCUCAUAUGAUGUGGGGGUGUUCUGGGUGCUUAUGAGGGUGUUGGCUUGUGGCGGUUUGGGUAUGCUAACAUGGGAAGCUUUUACGGGGAAGCUUAUGAAGAAUGGCAAUAUAGAGUGGACAGCAAUUGGCGUGUCGUCGUUGCUACUCUUCGUGCAGCAGGCAGCCCUCUUUACAGCAUUGUAUCGUCUUCCCUCUCCAAGGGUAUUGUUGUUCAGUCAUUUCUCCGCAAUGUGGGUGGACUCCUUUAUAGCCCCCGCUUCGAUGUGGAAGCCCAGCCUGACCUUCUCGUCGUUUUUGAUUUCAUUUGCUUCUGAUAUGCUUUUGUCUAAACGCAGCGUCUCCAUUAUUGCUCCUGGUUAUGGAGCUUUAGUUAUGCAUGGAAUAUCCACUUAUGCUCUUGAGCAUCUUCGUGGUGUCCUAGCUCCAACUGUGAACCCCACAUUGACAACUGCUGUCAGUACACUCGGUGCGGCGCUUGUUGGACUCCCGUUGUACGCCUUCAGAAAAGCCCUCCUUGACUUUCCGCCGACACCCAUCGUCCCUUUAACCUCCUUGGCAGUCCUUCCAAUUCUGGCAUAUACCAUGAUAUUUUUAACGCCGGACACAGUUGGCAUGCAAUUUAACGCUACCCAGACCUCUCAAAUGUUCUUGGUCUCCUACCCGAUCGCCUUCCUUGUUGCGACUGCCAUGGGCUUCCUUGGGUUUUCACAGCACCCACAUUCGACCGAUUUACUAGUGGGGGUGAUGCUUUAUUAUUCGAUAUAUCCUGACAAUGAUCCUACACUAUCUGGCCCAUCGCGUACUCCAAUGUCGAAAGUUAUACGGUUCUAUUUGAACUCGAUACUUUCGGACCCUGAGUCGAGAAAGAUAUUUUAUUUCCUCGUGUUGAAUCUGGCCUUCAUGCUAGUCCAGAUGCUAUAUGGUAUUUGGACAAAUAGUUUAGGUCUCAUCUCUGAUGCUAUCCAUAUGGCCUUUGAUUGCAUGGCUAUUGGUGUCGGUUUACUAGCCUCAAUUAUGGCAAAGUGGCCUCCAGAUGAAAGAUUCACGUACGGAUACGGCCGAAUCGAAACUUUGUCAGGAUUUGCUAAUGGAAUAUUCCUCAUCCUAAUAUCUGUUUUCAUCGUCUUUGAAGCUAUACAACGAAUAUUGGACCCUCCGGAAAUGACGACGAACCAGUUGUUAUUAAUCAGCUCCCUCGGACUUGGUGUUAAUUUGUUUGGCAUGUAUGCCAUGGGUGUUCAUCACCAUCACGGUCACUCUCAUAGUCAUGGACAUGCACAUCAGCAUCAAUCACAUAAUGGGCAUACUCAUGGUGACCAUGCCCACGAAAAUGACAGUCACUCGGUCGCUGCCCAUUUGCAUGGCCCCGCGAUUUCCAAGCUCAGUGAACAUCUGCAGUCCCACGAAGACUCUCAUGCAAACAACCACUCCUCACAUCGGCACUCUUCAAAUCACACAUCUCCCUGCUCGGACCAUGACUCUCAUUCUCAUUCAGACUCGCAUUCACACUCUGAUCAUGCACACACGCACCCUCCCCCUUCCCCUUUGUCUAUGGAUCACGAGGGCUCUUCAAUGCAUGGCCGCAAGCCUCACUCUCGAGGUCCUUCCCUCCAUAUACCCACUGAUGGCGCCCAAGUCGCAUCUGCCAUUCCAUUUCCCCUGUCUUCCCCCAUUGGCGCAGACUCGCCAAUUUCACCCAGCUACCCUAGCACUUUAAAGCAUGACCAUCAUCAUCACUACCACCACGGGAUGGAGUUUUCGGAACACAGCCCGCGCAAUCAUGAUCAUGAUCAUGAUCACUGCCACGAACAUGAACACGGGCACCACCACGAAGGACACAGUGACAACAUGCGUGGCGUUUUCUUGCACGUUAUGGCGGACACGCUCGGUUCUGUCGGUGUCAUUAUCUCGACCCUCCUCAUCCAGUUCUAUGGAUGGACCAUAUUCGAUCCCAUAGCAUCGUUGUUCAUUGCGGUCAUGAUUGCAGCAAGUGUCAUACCGCUGGUAAUCGACACAGGCAGGGUCCUAAGCCUUGAUAUGGGGACCCGCGAGAAAGAAGUUCAACAAGCUCUCUCUGAGCUUGCCUUCGUGGAUGGCGUCGCCUCUUACUCAUCCCCUCAGUUCUGGCCUAAAGACUCGGCAAGCGUCAUCGGUUCGAUCCACAUUCAGCUCGCGCUUUCAUCACACAGACAUCCUGACACUGAUGGUGUGCGCGAACGCGUGCACACCCUUCUGCGGAGCAGAAUUUCGGGGCUUGAAGAGUUGACCAUACAGUUGGAAGAGGAGGGAGACUCGUUGGAGAGUAGAUAA